AAUUUUUUUGCCAGAUCGUCUCUCUCUCAAAAGCUUUUCUCUCUUUUUCUCCUUUGUCCCCUCCACUUUACCGUUCACGAAGCUUUCACGAAGGAAUCUAUUGAAGAUUUAUAGUGUUGAAUCACAAUGCCAGAAGCAAGAGACAGAAUAGAGAGACCAGUUGAUUACCCAGCCGCAUUUCUCAAUAGACGCUCGCAUGGUAUUUUACUUGACGAACCAGCAACACAGCACACUUUGUUUGGGUCUCCGGUUCAGAGAGUGCCGUCCGAAGCUACCGGAAUUGGGUCAGUUGGUCAAGGAUCUAUGACGGGAAGAGGUGGGCUUGUGAGGGGUAAUUUCGGUAUUCGGCGGACUGGUGGUGGUAGAAGAGGUCAAAUUCAAUUUAGAUCGCCACAGGGACGAGAGAACAUGAGCUUGGGUGUUACAAGACGUGGAAGGGCUCGUGCUUCAAAUUCUGUGUUACCUUCUUGGUAUCCAAGAACGCCCCUCCGUGAUGUUUCUGCUGUUGUUAGGGCUAUUGAGAGAAGGAGAGCUCGUAUGGGAGAAGGCGUUGGCCGAGAUAUUGAGACCCCAACUCCACAACAGCUUGGGGUUCUUGAUUCUCUAGUACCACUUUCAGGUGCUCAGCUCGAGCAUGAUUACUCUAUGGUUACUCCUGGUCCAUCUGUUGGAUUCAAGCGUCCCUGGCCACCCUCAACUGCUAAAGUCCAUCAGAUUCUGCUCGACAUCACAAGAGAAAAUACAGGGGAAGAAGAUGCCCUCACUCCACAGAAGAAGCUCCUCAACUCUAUUGACAAAGUGGAGAAGGUUGUGAUGGAAGAGAUUCAGAAAAUGAAAAGCACUCCUAGUGCAAAGAGAGCAGAAAGGGAGAAAAGGCUGGAGAAAUUUGCUGACAUCCGUGAGGAGGAGAAACUGAAGCUGGUCGAGUCUGUGGCUAAGUGUUGCAGAGAAGGGUUGCCUUGUGACUUGAGUAGCCAGUUCAUAAAAUACACCAACAAUGUAAUCUGCAGGAUGGCGAUGAGCACGAGGUGUUCAGGUACUGAUAAUGAAGCAGAAGAGAUAAGGAAGCUGGUGAAGACAAAUUUGGAGCUUGCGGGGAAGAUCAGUGUAGGAGAUGUGUUGGGGCCAUUGAAAGUACUGGAUUUUUCUGGGAACGGGAAGAAAUUAGAGGCUCGCUUCGACUGGAAGAGUGUUGAUGGACAGAAGGUCGAUCUGAGCCAAGGUUCUGGUUUUUCUGCUGAGAUGGCUCGUCCACUUGUGUGCAACCCUGUUGAUCACUUUAAAACCUUCUAAGUGCUUAUGUAUACCGCUAGAUGUUACCUGUUUCUAUAAGAUUUCCCAAGAAGUAUAUGUAUAAAGGAACCAUGGUUCUGUAUAAUUUCAAGACUCUUACAUAAAACUUGCUCUCCAAAUAUGAUCCCUUAAAUCAAUAUGAUAAAUAAUACAUCUGUGUACUGUGA
Messenger RNA from Arabidopsis arenosa, 1460 nucleotides. The record is from the annotation of a GenBank genome assembly. NCBI's taxonomy places the organism in Eukaryota, Viridiplantae, Streptophyta, Magnoliopsida, Brassicales, Brassicaceae.